Molecule: messenger RNA, 1766 nt
Organism: Globicephala melas (long-finned pilot whale)
Lineage: Eukaryota; Metazoa; Chordata; Mammalia; Artiodactyla; Delphinidae
Gene: RALY
Product: RALY heterogeneous nuclear ribonucleoprotein
Cellular component (GO): nucleus
Molecular function (GO): RNA binding
Source: RefSeq, a predicted model, not a curated record
CGGAGUGGCGGGCGGGGCCGAGUUGAGGGAAGCCGCUCCGGACACCCCCACCCCGGCACGCCUCAGUGGUGCCGGCCAAAGGAAGGACUGGCGACUGCGGGGCUCGCGCCGCUGUCAGUGCGGCGGGGUGCGCGAGCAGCUCGGCGCAGGGUGGGCAGAGCAGAGAGAAGCUGAGGGGGCGGUAGCGACGGCAGCGACUCCCGCGCGUGUAUUCAGUUCCUCACGCUGCGGCCGGGGCCGCCUUUUUCCUCCCUCCCUCGCUCCCUCCCUUCCGCCCCCGAGUGCGGCGGCACCGCCUCCUUCCGCGCCGCGCGGCUUCCUCCAGAUCUCUCAGGGCGGGUGAGCCCUCUUCCCUGAGACAGUUGGUGCUGACCCUGUAACGCAAAAGAGGAAAUUGCUGGCUGAGCUCAGCCUUGGUACUGGUGAGUGAGAGUGCCUAGGCAAACUCUGGGCAAACUUGGGCCAAGAUACAAGGUGACCACCAUGUCCUUGAAGAUCCAGACAAGCAACGUAACCAACAAGAAUGACCCCAAAUCCAUCAACUCUCGGGUUUUCAUCGGAAACCUCAACACAGCUGUGGUGAAGAAGUCUGAUGUGGAGACCAUCUUCUCCAAGUAUGGCCGUGUGGCCGGCUGUUCUGUGCACAAGGGCUAUGCCUUUGUCCAGUAUGCCAAUGAGCGCCAUGCCCGGGCAGCUGUGCUGGGAGAGAAUGGGCGGGUGCUGGCUGGGCAGACCCUGGACAUCAACAUGGCUGGAGAGCCAAAGCCCAACAGACCCAAGGGGCUAAAGAGAGCAGCAUCUGCCAUAUACAGUGGCUACAACUUUGACUAUGAUUACUACCGGGACGACUUCUACGCCAGGCUCUUCGACUAUCGGGGCCGCCUGUCACCAGUGCCAGUGCCCAGGGCAGUCCCUGUGAAGCGACCCCGGGUCACAGUCCCCUUGGUCCGACGUGUCAAAACCACCAUACCUGUCAAGCUCUUUGCCCGCUCCACAGCCAUCACCACCACCGGCUCAGCCAAGAUCAAGUUAAAGAGCAGUGAGCUGCGUACCAUCAAGACAGAGCUGGCCCAGAUCAAGUCCAACAUCGAUGCCUUGCUGGGUCGCUUGGAGCAGAUUGCCGAGGCGCAGAAGUCCAAUCCAGAUGGCAAAAAGAAGGGCGAGAGUGGCAGUGGCAGUGGCAGCGCCAUCGGCAGUGGCAGUGGCAGUAGUGGUGGCAGCAGCCGGCCACCGGCCCCCCAAGAGGACACAGCUGCUGAGGCAAGCAUGCCCCAGGGAGAAGCAAAGGCUCGAGACGACGGUGAUGAGGAGGGGCUACUAACACACAGCGAGGAAGAGCUGGAGCACAGCCAGGACACAGAUGCGGAGGAUGGGGCCUUGCAGUAAGCAGUCUGACAGGAGCAAUGGCCACCAGCAGGAGAAGGGCGUACACUGUACCAGGCCUCAAGCAGGGCACCCACCCCUGGAUAACCACCCCCAGCGGGUCCCAGAGGAGAGCUGGCAGCAGGCACCACCUCCCUCACGGGUCCCAGCCAGUGCCACAUUCUCUGCAGGUGGAGUUAUCAGCAUCCCCUUCUCAUGUACCCUCCCUCCCUGUUGGCACUGCCCAGGCCAGAGGGCAAAGAACAGAGUUUCCCUACACUCUGCUUCCCCUCCCCAGGACACUCCCAGGCUUGGGGUUUUUCUAUAGGUUUGGAGGAGGGUGGGGCCCACGGGGAGGGGACCCUGACAAUAAAGAGAUUGGAUCCCAAUUUGCUCUGAGAUGG